Messenger RNA from Eruca vesicaria subsp. sativa (arugula), 825 nucleotides. Lineage: Eukaryota; Viridiplantae; Streptophyta; Magnoliopsida; Brassicales; Brassicaceae. The record is from the annotation of a GenBank genome assembly.
AUGGCUUGUUGUAUUCACAAUAUUGUUCAAGAUGGAUUUUGCACUGAUUGCAAAAGGGCUGUGGAUACUCAACACCAUGCUUACAUACCUUUUUAUUACCUCAAGAACGGUCAACAGUUUCGUCCAGAAUAUGUGGGGACUAUGAAACGCCAUGUUUGGAACAAGUCUUUAAUGGAGAAGAAGCUCACUUUAGUCCUCAGUCUACACGACACGCUUUACGACUCUCGCCCAGUUUCAUUGCUCUCAAAAAAAGAGAAAUAUCUAACCGAGUCAAAGUCGGAUGAUAUGUGGCGAUCAAAAAACGGCGGCAUGACUUUGUGUAAGCUACGACCUUUCGCUCGUGAGUUCCUGCUCGAAGCCAACAAGCUGUUCCAGAUGCAUGUGUUCGAGCACUCCUACCCUGAGGAUUGCAAAGAAGUGAUAUCCUUGCUUGAUCCUCAAGGAACUUACUUUGGGAAACGCAUCAUCACAUACAGAGACAGUGAGAUGAAGAAUCUAGAUUUAGUCUUGGCAGAAGAGCGUGGGAUUGUCAUCCUCGACGAUAAGCUCGCGUAUUGGUGGCCCGAGGACCACACCAACCUGCUGCAGAUCAGGCCUUACCAAUAUUUCAAACGCUGCGACAACAACAAGACUUGGAUCACCAAAGUCGUUGAUUUGUUCAAGACAAGACAUCCAAAAUUUUCUUACGCACAAGAGAGGAUAGAUGAGAACGCCGAGGAUGGUGCGUUGGCGAAUGCUCUUGAGUUAUUGAAACAAGUGCACCGUAAAUUCUUCACUGAAAAAGACCAAGAUUCCAGAGAUGUUAGGGCCUUGCUUUUUCCCUAA